AUGUGUGACAUCGCUACUUUAUUCAACACGAAUACCACCAGUGAUCUGUGUUGUUUUGAUUCUUCAGAUUGUGCGACAUAUUUAUGUGGAGCUCAGAAUAGUGCCAUUGAGAGUGGGAAUGGUACGACCUUUUGUUACUUGGAUCAAGCAAUAGCUUCCGACAGUUUCGAUAACGCUCCCAAUGGAACGUGCGGAAACAUGGCUUGUGCUUUAAGGGCACUGUCAUCGCAGCCAUCAGUGACCGUCGACUUAUCGACUUUACCGACCUCUUAUUCCUCAGCUGAACCUUCCGCUUCGUCGACCGCAUCGACAUCCUCGAUGUCUUCCGGUGCCAAUCCCGUUGCAGGACAAGGGAUGACAGGGUUGUGGUUGGUAGCAAUGGUCACAUUGGCCAUGUUUGGCAAAAAGCUCCAGUGGUGA
Molecule: messenger RNA, 420 nt
Organism: Kwoniella shivajii
Lineage: Eukaryota; Fungi; Basidiomycota; Tremellomycetes; Tremellales; Cryptococcaceae
Exons: 1
Coding region: 1-420 (139 amino acids)
Source: RefSeq, a predicted model, not a curated record